AUGGCGAACGGCUUCUUCGAUCGCGCUCGUCUGGAGUUCCUGUACGAGUGGUUAGCUCAGUACCGCUUCGCGCAAGACCAUGGAACACUCUCCGAGUUCUGGGAGCGCAUGAUCACUGCUUACCUGGUUCUAUUUCCCGACGACGACCAACCUGAGGAGGUAUUCGAACGCGCUCGUACGAAGAGCGGCCGCAAGAGCAUGAAGCGCCCCGAGGGCGUUCCCAAGCCUAUUCGCGAGCGGCUACGCGAGUGGUUUCGAAACUCACGCCGCCACGACCGUUCAGGAACCGCCACGACGUCUCAGACCUCUACAACCGUUAAGUUGCUCGUACGCGCUAACAAGAAGCUGCCCGAGUGGCAGUACUACUCGAGCCUCUAUUUCCACCAGUCCGUCGAGCCAACCAUGGGCACGUACGAAGACUACAAGGCCGGCGUACCCGAGGGCGAGAAGGUUCUUCAUCCCCUUCCCUGGCGUAUGCAGUGCAUUCGCGACUCCUACGAUGCCGCACCCGACAACGUCAAGGAGAACGUCAGGCGCUUCAAGACUUUGAGCGAGACAUCAAUCGAGGAGCUCUCUGGCGAUCCCGGGGACCUUGCGCGUGUGCUCGGCGUGCGCGACCACUCGUCAGCUGUAGCCGGCGCGUCGGCUGCUCCAUCCCACGUGACCGCGACCAGUGCGGGGACAGGCGGCGAUGGGGAAGGCGAGGCCGCUGCAGCGUCCGCUCAUGAACAGCGCCUGGAAGAAGAAGCUAUCAUCAGCGUAGCUAACAAGGAGCUCGAGGAGGCGAUCGUCAAGGUGCGAGAGGCGAAGUUGGCCGAACGCGACAAGGCCAUUGGCGGCCUGCGCAACGCUCUUGCUAAAGUGAUCCAUGGCAUCGUCUGGCAGACCGGCUGGUCUGUUAGCGUCUUCGCUGGUGGCCCACGUCCAUCAGCCAACGGCUCUAUCGAAGUACUACAUCUCCAUGGAGGACCGUCUACCGACUUGACUUUCCUGCGGAGCAAGGUCAAAUUUGUUGAAGACUCAGUUCUCAGCGAGUUCAAUGACUUCUUGGACACUGCUUACCCCGCCGACUCCCGUCUCACUCUACCUUCCGCUGACGACGUGGUUGGCACUGCUAUCGUCGGAACGCCGGACGUCCGUCGCGCUGCUGCUACGCGUAUCACGGGGCGCGCUACUCGGCAUGUACCCGCGACACGGGUUUCCACUGCGCUCACGCCUAACGUUUCUGAGACGGUCGUCUCAUCAACGGAUGCUCCAGAGCCUGCUGCGAUUGCUACGUCAAAUCGCGCUCGGACUAGGCGACAGAAGCGUAAAGGCAAGGCUAGGGCGACCUCGGAGGACCUUGAAGCGGACACUAGCUCUUCGGGGGAGGAGGGAGACUCGGAGGAGAUGGAUUACGACUCAAUGGAUCCGAACCCCGCAGACGACGAUGAGUCUGACGACGAGAUGGACGUUGACGGCGAUCCCCAGUUGCGCUCUAUUAGCGCAAUCACCAUUCCUCGCCGGGAGCGCGAGAUUUUCGGUCUGCGUAACAAGCGUCGUCUUUCCGAUGCUUCUGUAGCCGGAAACGAUCAAUCCGCGAAGCGCAUUGGCGUGGAUCUGGACGACGAUGCGGAGCUGGCUGACCCCGUCCCGUCUAACCGUCUUUCUCGCCCUCGCCCUCGCCCUCGCCGAGUGACACGAACCAUGUCGACUACUUUGAACGAACUCUCGUCUGACUGCGAUAGCAUGCCUGCUCUCGAAGGUCUCACGGACGUCGACAUGGAAACGGACGAAGACGGCUACAUGUCAGCGCCUGGCCCCGCGCCCACGGACGUCAGCGACUACGAGAGCGUACCGGAGCUGGAAUCGUACCAAGAUAUACCACCGUCCAUGCGCCUCAUCGAAGGUGACCCCUCCGUGGCGUACGACUGCGAGGCCGCUCGCAAGUCCCCAACACCUGCCUCGCGCCCGCUCAACAACCCGGCCUCCCUCUUCGCAGCUCUCACGCGCGCCAUGACGGAGUCAGCGGCCAAGAACGAGCAGGAGACCAUUGAGAAGGCUCGCGCAGAUAAGGCCGCAGCGAGGAAGGCGGCCAGGGCCAUGCGCAAGCAACAGGCAGGCAUCACGUCGACGGCUACCGAACUCGUCACUCCGGGCACAUCGGCAAACAACGCGCGGGCGGAUGGAGGCAACGAGCGCGACGCCGAUAGUGACUUUGUCCUCGUCGACACUCCGCCCAGUGCUGUACCUGAGUCGCCUGGCCGGACGGCUGGCGAGACCGUAGAGGUUUUAUUCGGGAACGCUCAGACGGCGGGCCGUCAGGAGGAGAGUGGGUCAGUGGAUAACGUCGAGGAUGGGGGCGCCGAGGGAGGUGUGGGCGAACGGGCCGAAGGCGGGGUUGUUGAGGACGAAGGCGUUGAGGGGCAAGAACAGGGUGGAGAGGCAGGGCAGCUGGACGCUGCGGAGGAUAUACCCCGUCUGGACUUCGACGACAUGGACAUGGAUAACGUGCUGGCGAUACUUGCUGAGUGCGACGUCCCGCCCAGACAGCACGACUUCAUCGUGGCCGCUAUCGCGGUGCUCGAGCGUGCCAGUGAGCACCCAGACUGGCAGCUUGCGCUGCGUCGCUGGAUCCUGCUUGAGAUCCAACUGCAGUUUCCCGCGGCUCAUGAUCCAAAUCACAAGCUCACGACCGACGAUCGCCCAGACUCGGUUCGAUGGUGGCUCGCGCGCGGCCGCAAGUAUGGCCGCCCACCCAUUAUCUCGGAUCUUGUCGAGUACGGCGAGGACAUGCGUCUGUGGUACACGCACGUCAUGCCGGAAUGGCGUAGGGGCGCUCAAGAUUGGCCGCUGCUCCGUGUGGUCCCCAACGACGCGGACUGGCAAACAGCUUAUAAAGGUGGCGCCAAUGGCAUGUUCAUCGUGCUCAUUGCAUGCUAUUGGUGGAUCUCACAAGCCAAGAGCAACGACAAAGCGCUACGUGAGUCGCUGUCCGUGGUAGAGGACGUCGCGUGGGCCCUCGGACAGAUGACUUCGUCCGGUUCUGGUUAG
This is a messenger RNA of Peniophora sp. CBMAI 1063, 3033 nucleotides long. The record is from the annotation of a GenBank genome assembly. NCBI's taxonomy places the organism in Eukaryota, Fungi, Basidiomycota, Agaricomycetes, Russulales, Peniophoraceae.